UUUAAGUCAAAUGAAGAAAAACUUGCUUCCUUAUGCAAGAAAACAUCAGUAUCAUAUUCAAGAGCUGGUACUAAUAGUAGGAAAAGGUUGGAGUUUUUCUUAUCUUGUUUGAUUAAGUGAACAAAGAAAUGGUCUAAGUUUUGGUUAAAAGAAAACUAUACCGAGCCACAUGCAUAUACAAGAUGGAUGGUAGUGUUCAAUAUUCCAAGCUAAUGCAUCAAACUUUAACUACUUUCAUCCAACCUCACCAACUUAAAAGUAAACUAUGUCCAAAAACAGAAGAAAUAGUGCUAAAUUUAGCUAUACAUUCCAUUUUGAUAGAUUUCUUGUAGUCUCCUUCCGUCGAUCUUUCAAGUGUUACCAAGGUUAAAAUGGUUCAGCCUAAUGGGGUUGCAGAAGGAGUUGGAGUGGUCACUGUUUUGUACAAGGUCAAUCUUCAUUGCGUACAAUGUGCAAGGGAAAUCCAGAAGCGUCUCCAAAGAACCCAAGGAGUUCAGAUAGUUGAUGUCGAUAUCGAAAGCAGUGAAAUCAAGGUGAUGGGUCAAAUAAAUCCAAAACUACUUCAUGAGGAGGUUCUUAGAAUAAGCAAGAAAAAGGUUGAAAUGGUAGUUCUUCAACCCAAAGUAGGGGAGACGAAAGUUUCAACAACCACAACACUGAAGGUUCAUUUGCAUUGUUCUAAAUGUGAAAAUGAUCUAAAGGCGAGGUUAUUAAAACUCAAAGAUGUUUACGGCGUUAGAUCGGACUUGCAAGCGCAAGCUUUAACUGUUCAAGGAACAAUGGAGUCGCAUAAAUUGGUGGAAUAUAUACAAAAGAAAGUUCGCAAGCAUGCACAGAUCCUGACCCUUAAGGUGGUGGAAGAGAAGAAGGAAAAAGAGGUGAAGAUCGUUGAAACAAAAAAGACUUCAGAGGAAGUGGAAGCAAAGAAGAUAGAAAUAAAAGUAAAUAAAGAAACGGCGAGUGCUAGUGUUCCUUAUGUAAUCCACUAUGUUAAUUAUGCACCUCAAUGGUUUAGUGAUGAAAAUCCAAACGCAUGUUAUGUAAUGUAGAUCUGAAUUAAGCUUGAGUUCAGUUUGGAUCCUGAAUUGUGCAAUGAUGGCCGAGUAUCGUCUCGUUGAAUAGAAGAUACCCUGCUUCAUGGAUAUCCAAAACUCGGAGAGAUGGAUUCGGAUGCCUUGUUUAGACAUAAAGAAUCAAAGAUGGCUGGUCUGGUUAGCUGAAAGUCAACAUGUCCCAUUCCAUUUUCUUGUUGAUAUGAAAUUAAGGGUUAGAAACAAUUCAGUUCAUGUCCUAUAAGCGAUCUUA
Molecule: messenger RNA, 1305 nt
Organism: Papaver somniferum (opium poppy)
Lineage: Eukaryota; Viridiplantae; Streptophyta; Magnoliopsida; Ranunculales; Papaveraceae
Product: heavy metal-associated isoprenylated plant protein 4-like
Exons: 3
Coding region: 372-1049 (225 amino acids)
Molecular function (GO): metal ion binding
Source: RefSeq, a predicted model, not a curated record